Molecule: messenger RNA, 1961 nt
Organism: Phyllopteryx taeniolatus (common seadragon)
Lineage: Eukaryota; Metazoa; Chordata; Actinopteri; Syngnathiformes; Syngnathidae
Exons: 3
Coding region: 363-1454 (363 amino acids)
Source: RefSeq, a predicted model, not a curated record
GUCGAAGUCGACACGUAAAGUUGGAAGAUCAGCUUGUCUGAAUGGCGCCCGAGCGGAGACAAACCGCCUCAGCGCAUCAUGGCGGGCGACUCGAGGCCUCCGCGUAGUCGACUUCUUCCGGUUGGACCCGCUUGACAAAAUCGGAGCGCACGGAAAACGCGCGUCCGCCCGAGAAUCGAUUUCACACACGUCUUUGUCCUCAGACGUACGACCUCGUGACCUCGGGUUUUUCAUUUCCUCACGCACAUCAAGAGGACACUUGGACCAAUCAAACGUGGGAAGAUUGGAUUUCCUCAGUACCGGGAUGUGUUUUUUCUUUGCGUUCAAUUGCCACACGGGCAGCGUCGGCAUCCGCCGCAGACAUGAGAAAAAGUUCCCCAAAGUAUUGGCCACAAGACAACCUCUAUUACAAGAGCCGUAUUUGGUGCUUUGGCGUCGCUUUGAUGCGGCCAGUAAGCGCAAAUGUGCCAAGAGAAUGCCCCCAACUUCAAAGCUUUUGCUUUCCUGCUUUAUUCUUUGUCUUUUGGGCCUUUAUCUCCCCGACGCCACACGGCCUUCGACGUCCAAGGAUUACCUCGGCGCAUCUCCAAUCGAGUCGAGGAAUGCAGAGAGGCGAAGCGUUUGCGAGAAACCCAACCGGAGGAAACAUGAACAUGGAGAAACGUUACUCAGGAAACGCAAAGAAAAGGAGCUUGCAGGGAAACAAUUGUAAAAAGCCGCUGGAGCGCUUCGCAACAACGCCCCGUCAUCGGUUGCCUCCUGGGAUGACCCCAGGCAGAGGUCACCGCCCCCCUCCGGAGAACGGCCUGAUCUUUUGCCAGUACUCCAACUUGGAGCUGGCCGCCCAAAACGCAGCCCUGCGAGAGCAGCUGCGUUUCCAGCACCACCGAUACGAUCACGAAAGGCAGCGGCUCCUGCGAGCUCUGAAGAAACCCGGCGAGUCCGACCCGGAAAACAUCGUCGCGGCCGUCGACAAAGCGUGGCAACGGCGCUGGGCCGCCCGAGAGCAGGAGGCCGCCGCCCAGUUUCAGAGUCAUCGAGAGGGCGUGCGGCGCUACGUGGACGACAUGGCGCUUCAUUUUCACACCCAGCUGGAAAUCCUGCACGUGCACAACGUGGACACGGUCUGCUACUUUCAAGGCGAGAUGGAGUACAUGCAGUGGCACAUGGGACGAGCCAUCUCGGAGAAGGACGAGCUCGUCCAAAACCUGAAAAAGGAAAACUCCGUCCUCGUAGCGGAGAACAAAGCGAUGUCCUCCCAGCUCUGUAAAUUCAACGCAGACACGCCAGAGCCAGAAAACGCUCGAGAGGACGAUCGCUCGCAGGCCGAGCGACAGGGCGAGACGAGCCCCGCCGUUGACGAGCUCCGGGAACAAGUGGAAAAGCUGGGCGACACCUUCGAGAGCCUCGCGGUGCGCAAAGAGGAGCUCCAGGUGCUGGAAGCUGAUGGGUGAGAGAGUUCAGACUGAGCUGGUCUUCCGCUUCCUCUGGCCUGACUCCCAACUUCACCGUGCGUCCUGGUCCUGGUCCUGGUCCUGGCUCUACCGAAGUGAAUGUUUGUUGGCUAGGAAAGAAGUUAGGCUAGCAGUUGGGUUGGGCCGCCAUUUUGUUUUCCCUCUGUUUUAACACGUACAAAAAAUUCAAUAAAAUAAAAUCACACAAAACUUGAGUGAAAUUCGAGCAGAGGGAAUUCUGCCUCUGUACAGAAAAAAAACAUUUACAUUUCACUCUACAAAUCACAAAAGUCUUCUAAAUGAUUUUGAACGUAUUUUGCAGAACAUUGUCUCAACCAUUUGAUAAUUAUUUAAUACCCUUGAUUUAAUGAGCUUUUAAAAUCAUUUUUAGUCGAAUGUUUGCUGUCAUCGGCUAUCUGCAGUCAGGCUGGCUUUGCAAAUGGGAAUGUCUUGUCAGUUGUCCUAACCUGGAUACAUAAAGGUUAAAUAAAUUAAAAUAUUAAUUGA